UGCAGAAUCAAGCUGAAACAAUAGCUAGGUAUCUCCCGCAAAACUUGGCUACGCCUGCUAUUCAGCCGUAAUGUUACAAUAUCCUCGCACUCUCCGGAUUUCCUAAAUUGAACGGUCGCGGACUGCCGGCCCGGCAUAUCAAGAUCCACCACUACGCCUAAAUGGGCGUAGGUGGGCGAAGGAAUGCGAUGGGAUGGGAAGGUCAAAGAGGCAGCAAUUGAUUAAAAAUAGGUCUCUCUCCCCACCAUAGGCGCGUUGUUUUGGUUCUGAUUACGGACUCGUAAGUCAUCAAAUCGCUCAUCCAACAUGUCUCCCAAACUCCUGUACGCCAGCCUGCUAGGCUCGCUGCUAACCAACGCAGCCGUAGUAGUCGCCCAGAGCUCGGAGGCGCACCCGCCCCUGACGACGUGGAAGUGCACGACCGCAGAUGGCUGUGUCCAGCAGAACACGUCGGUGGUGCUGGACAAGGACUCCAAGUACGCGCAGGGCGCCGCGGGCUCGCGCACGGCGGACGACUACGCCGCGAUGGGGGUCUCGACCGAGGACGACGCCGUGACCUUGUACCAUUACGUCUCGUCGGGCAGUGGCGGCGCGCUGAACCCUGCUUCGCCGCGCAUCUACCUGCUCGACGAGGGCGGCGAGUACGUCAUGAUGCAGCUGCUAGGCCAAGAGCUCUCCGUCGACGUGGACUACUCGCAGGUGCCGUGCGGCGAGAACGGCGCGUUCUACCUGUCGGAGAUGGAAGCCGACGGGGGCGGCGCGUCGGGCGGCGCGGCGGCGGGCCAGGGGUACUGCGACGCGCAGUGCCAGGGCUAUUGUUGUAAUGAGAUGGACAUAUUAGAGGCGAACGCGAAGGCGAACGCGAUGACGCCGCACCCGUGCCAGGGCGACAACUGCGACAAGGCUGGCUGCGGGUACAACCCGUACGCGAGCGGGCAGCAGAACCUGUGGGCGACGGGCGGCACCGUCGACACGAGCAAGAAGUUCACCGUCGUGACGCAGUUUCAGGGCAGCGGCACCCUGACGUCGAUUUCGCGUAUCUAUAUCCAGGAUGGCAAGCAGACGCCCGGCGGCACGAUUUCCGCUUGCAAUGAUGGGCAGGGCGGUCUUGCUGGCAUGGGCGCGGCGUUGGGGCGAGGGAUGGUACUGGCGAUGAGUAUCUGGAACGACCCUACGCAGCAGAUGUCGUGGCUUGACGCCGGCGCCAACGGGCCCUGCAAUAUUGCGGAGAGCACCCCGGCCAAUAUCCAGGCACAGCAUCCCGACACGCACGUCACCUUUUCCAACAUUCGAUGGGGCGAUAUCGGAUCUACUACUACAGCUUAGAAUUAGGAACCAAUAGGCUAUAGUAUUCUCUUCAACAUGGGUGGUAUUGUGGUGAUCAUGGUCGUCCUUAGGUACUCAGGUGGUAUGAAAGAAAAGGGGCUAAGGUGAACUAAGUAGUAUGUAUCUACUAAAUCAAAACGUACCCUAUUUUUUGCA
Annulohypoxylon truncatum is the source of this 1482-nucleotide messenger RNA. RefSeq names its product glycoside hydrolase family 7 protein. Bases 307 to 1326 code for a protein of 339 amino acids. Gene Ontology annotation, molecular function: hydrolase activity, hydrolyzing O-glycosyl compounds. The record is from RefSeq and is a predicted model, not a curated record. The transcript is spliced from 2 exons. Gene Ontology annotation, biological process: carbohydrate metabolic process. Lineage: Eukaryota; Fungi; Ascomycota; Sordariomycetes; Xylariales; Hypoxylaceae.